AUGCUAGAGGCCUGUGUUGCUCUUCGAGCUGUACUAACUGGAAGCGUACGAUGUCUGCGAGAAGCGACCCGUCCAGUAUGUACAUACAUGUAUUAUCCUCCGACAAAGCCAUGGGAUGCACCCGAACUAGCGCAAUUUUUAUCAGAGACUCUGUUCACGCGUUCGGGUGUGCGACAUGUCUCAUAUCAGAAGCCAGGGAACAAGCGUGGACACGCCUCCCGCGCUCAUUCCUGCUCUAGAUGCCAUUCUCAAGAAGAGAGCACUGCACACUCUUUAAAUGGCUUUCUCCAAUCGACAGUUCCUGGCAGUCAACUGUCUCCCGGCCCGAGCGACUCCAAGGAGAUGCUCCAGCACUUAAAGGCUAAAGCAGAGGUCCUAUGUAUACAUCUCGGACUCUCGGAAUCGUUUCAUCCCAUCAAUUCCGAGAUUGGUAGUUGUGUGCUCACUGCGGCUCUGGCGCUGUGGUGGACUGAGACUGCUCAUCAUGCAGACGAGUUGAAGCGCGCGGGACGCCAUCUAAUAAGCACACACUCAAACUCACGAGAACCCACGCCAAACGUGGACGAAGUAGGCACUGCGACAGGACUAUUCAGCAACUUUGAGACUGAAGUAGAUCAUCCGAAGACAGGAGCAAGCGAUUCUCGGGCCAACGUGGUGCUCACACGCGUCAUAUUACCUGCUCGUGGCAUAUCUUGA
Molecule: messenger RNA, 696 nt
Organism: Pseudocercospora fijiensis CIRAD86
Lineage: Eukaryota; Fungi; Ascomycota; Dothideomycetes; Mycosphaerellales; Mycosphaerellaceae
Exons: 10
Coding region: 1-696 (231 amino acids)
Source: RefSeq, a predicted model, not a curated record